GCUAGAUGACGUCACUUCCGCCCUCUUACCUGCCUGUUCCCCUUCUCUUUUUUCUCUUACUCUUGUCAUUGUGCCGCCCAGUGUGCGCUCGGUACAAUAUCCAUCACUCCUCUGCUCUCACUGUGACGGUCAAGGUUUGCGAUGUCCUCCCAUCGUCAGAUCCGUGUGUUCCCCUCGCCAGCAGAGCUUGCCCUCUCUCUGUCGCAGCUGCUGGUCCAUGAGUCCAGGGGAGUCGAUUGCUUCAGGAUUGGCUUGUCCGGGGGCAGCCUGGUGCAGCUCCUGAGCCGCGAAUUGCCGAAGACCGCGGGUCUCAAUACAGAGGGAUGGAAAGUGGCCAUGUGUGACGAGAGGCUGGUCCCGUUCUCCGAUCCUGAGAGCACGUACGGCGAGUACAAGCGUCAGCUCCUUCCUCUCGGCCUCCUGUCGGAAUCGCAGUUUAUCGUCAUCGAUCCAUCACUGCCCGUGGAAGAUGCCGCCGCUGAUUAUGAGAAGAAGUUGCGAGAGGUCUUCCCUGGGAAUGGCCUUCCGAACUUUGACCUGCUGAUUUUAGGAAUUGGGCCAGAUGGACACACGGCUUCACUCUUUCCAGGACAUCCUCUUCUAGAGGUGACAGAUAAGAUUGUGGCUCCUAUUAGUGACUCCCCCAAACCUCCUCCAGAGAGAGUCACUCUCACACUCCCUGUGAUCAAUGCAGCUAAAACAGUCGUUUUUGUGGCCACUGGAGAAGGCAAAGCCACGGUUCUGAAACGUAUCCUGCAGGAGGAGUCUGAUCCAUUGCCGGCUGCUCGGGUCUUCCCGGUGAACGGUAAACUGCUCUGGUUUCUCGAUGAACCUGCGGCUCGGGAUUUAACUUGUCCUGUGGAGAAACACUCAGUCCUGUAAUGUUACUCUUAAGAAGGCCAGCAUCCGGAGCAGGUUCAGAACCAGAGUCCGGAGCUCCCCAACACUUUAUCCCUGGGUCUACCAGGGCCACGGGCAGAAGCAGAGAGCUGGACAGAGCAGAGCUACAGAUCAUAGUCAAGCCAAGGUUAAGUCAGCCACGGGCUGAUAAGAGUCACACAACCAAAACAGCUUAUACAUAGUGAUGGUUCUGAAGAUUGUGAUGCACAUGGGCGCCAUGACUUCCUGGACCAAAGACAGAACUGGAACAAAAGCCAAGGAUGCUAAUCACUUCAGCCACGGACAGAACUGGAAUCAGGACCAGGAGAGAUGGCCAUGCAAGUAGAGAGGAACCCAUAGAACCAUAGCCAAAACCUCAGACCAAUCCACAGGCAGGAACCAGAACAUGAAGCCUUGCAGAACUGCCUUUCAUAACCGUACCCUCUUUAUUCUUGACUCUGCCCGCUGUACCCUUUGACGAUCUGUCCCCCUCUCACAUCUGCCUCCUGCUAGGAUUUGCUCCUCUGUGUCAGACGAGCCACAUCUUCCAAAACGUUUGCACAUUCCGAGCGCGCCACGCGAGUGCACAGUAAUAAAAUGCUAAGCUGUA
This is a messenger RNA of Bufo bufo (common toad), 1489 nucleotides long. RefSeq names its product 6-phosphogluconolactonase (gene PGLS). Gene Ontology annotation, biological process: carbohydrate metabolic process; pentose-phosphate shunt. The coding region runs from base 142 to 882 and encodes 246 amino acids. The record is from RefSeq and is a predicted model, not a curated record. The transcript is spliced from 6 exons. NCBI's taxonomy places the organism in Eukaryota, Metazoa, Chordata, Amphibia, Anura, Bufonidae. Gene Ontology annotation, molecular function: 6-phosphogluconolactonase activity.